This is a messenger RNA of Hippopotamus amphibius kiboko, 1783 nucleotides long. It is a transcript of the gene BORCS7, whose product is annotated as BLOC-1 related complex subunit 7. Gene Ontology annotation, cellular component: BORC complex. Lineage: Eukaryota; Metazoa; Chordata; Mammalia; Artiodactyla; Hippopotamidae. The transcript is spliced from 5 exons. The record is from RefSeq and is a predicted model, not a curated record. The coding region runs from base 50 to 298 and encodes 82 amino acids.
CCCCUGCGACUCGCCAUCGUCCGUGGGGAGGCGUUCACUGGUUGAAGUGAUGGCGACUGGGACCCCAGAUUCGCAAGCGCGAUUCGGUCAGUCUGUGAAGGGGCUUCUUACGGAGAAGCUGCUAGGUCAGGCAGCUAGAAACAUGGUACUACAGGAAGAUGCCAUCUUACACUCAGAAGACAGUUUAAGAAAAAUGGCAAUAAUAACAACACAUCUUCAAUACCAGCAAGAAGCUAUUCAGAAGAAUGUUGAGCAGUCAUCAAAUCUACAGGACCAGUUAAAUCAUCUGUUGAAAUAGAACGCGUUACACUGACACUGAGGAGGAAAUAUCUUACAUAACCAUUGUGCUAUGGGUUUGAUUUUCCAUUUUCUUUUCUAAAAGUUAAGUUAGAAAAGAUCUGUGACGAUGAACAGUGUCUCCUGAAAGGCAGUUAGGUGACUGAAUUUUGGAAGCACUUCUUGAAUCAAACCAACCCAUGCUCUUAUUAAAUUUUUAGUUGCUCUGUUAGUUUGAUAUUAAAGCACAAUUAAAAGAUGUCUUAGUUUUUCCCAUAGAACUUUAAUAUGUCAAAAACCAUAUUGUCUAAAUGUGUUUCUUAAGUAAAUACUGAGUAGUGUUUUAAAUUAAGACUUAGAGCUUCUACUAUAUAUAUAUAUAUAUAGAAUGUAUAAGAAUGAUUAAUAUUGUUUUUAAAUAUUUUUCUUUUAAUCAUACAUUCAGGAAAUACUUUAAUUUCAUGGUCACAGAAUGGUCAUUAGGUAAUACCUGUUGUUUUCUUUUCUAGUAACCAAGAGGAGAUACUCAUUUUAUUUGUUGCAGCAAAUUACAUGAAAAUUAGGCAAAUGGUAUCAUAUCUAGCCAGCUGCAACCUCCUGCCUUGACCUUCAUUCCUAGGGUUUCUUUGUUGUUGUGACUCUUGAUUAAGUGGCCUUGGGUUCAUUUUGUAAUUUUGCUAGUUAUCAGCAAAUUCACUUGCAUGACAUUAUUGCCAAGUGAGAAAGCAGUUGAAUUGCUGUGAUCGCAGUAUAGGAUUGUGCCCUGUAGAAAACCUUACGUUUGUAGACAUUUACCUAUGUUCAUUGAAUUUAUCUUAUUAAAUGUCAUUACCAUUGUUUGUUGUCAAGUCUGAAUCUCUAUGCUUUGUUUGAAUUUAAAAUGGGACUUCCAACCUGUUUUAGCUUAGUUCUUAAUUCAUUCACUAAGGUAUUGGGAGAAAGCUGACAUAAGAAAAUGGUGUUUUUUCGGAAAGAAAAAAAGCAAAUAUGAGUCCAAUUUAAUUCAUAUUCGUAUCAUCAAGUUGACUAAUCAUAUCAGAUUACAUUUACUCCUCAUUUUAUAUAAUAUGCACAUUAACUUAAAAUAAAAAAAUAGAUAUGAAGGAAUUCACCUAUGUAUUCAUUCUAUAAACAUUUAUUAUGAUUAUUAAAAGUAAACAGUCUCAAUUUACCUUAAAAAGAAGGAUUACAAACGUACAGCAAUUGUUGUAUUAGGAGUAAACAUUUGAAACAUUAUGUGAGGAUGUUACUAUCACAGUUUCUGUUCAGCAUUUCCCUGGAAGCCACACCUGGUACAGAAAUUAAAAUUAAAUGUAACUAUUAGCAAGGAAGAGACAAAAUUGUUAUCAUAUGGUAGGAUUAUCUACUUAGAAAAUUCAAGGACUGAUUUUUUUUUUAAAGUAAUCAGUUUAGAAAAUAAAACAAACAAUCCAAGUAUAUACAAAGCAAGAAAUAUUUAAGAUGAUAUAAAAUUAAAAUAAAGGUAUGGUCUAUGUUUUCUUCAUCA